GAUAUUUUGUGAAUCCCUUUGAAACAGCUAUUUUGAUUUGUAAAAUAUGGAAGCCAUACCAAAACAGAUGACAACCUUGAUAAAGAGAAACGAGGAGGAAGGAUAUGAAUGCAUUCAAAUACCGGUACCUGAGCCUAUUGGAGAUGAAGUCCUAAUUAAAGUAACACAAGCAGCAAUAUGUGGUUCAGACAUUAAUUUGUAUAAAUGGAAUGAUGUUGCAAAGUUCAUUGCUGCUCUACCAUUUACACCAGGUCAUGAAGCUGCAGGCAUGGUUGUGAAGAAAGGACCAAACGUGAAGGAUUUGAAUAUUGGUGACCGAAUUGCAGUUGAGAAUCAUUUUUACUGCGGUGAAUGCUUUCAAUGCAAGGAAGGCAGAGGUGACAUUUGUAAUAUAAUGAACCAGUAUGGACAUGGUAAAGGCACCGUACAUGGUGGCUGUUCAGAAUAUUCUAUUGUGCCUGAAAGAUUCUGUUACAAAUUGAGAUUAAACAUAUCCGACAUGGAAGCUGUGUUGUUGGAACCCAUGGGUGUCGCACACAACUCUAUUGAGCAAUUACAAGUAGCAGGGGAGAGGGUGGUGGUGAUUGGGUGUGGUCCAGUGGGGCUGCUUGCUGUUGGAUGUGCAAAAGCUAUGGGCGCCACUGAGGUUAUUGCUGUCGAUAUUUUGGACACAAGACUCGAGAUGUCGAAGAUGUUGGGAGCGGAUUACGUCGUGAACUCUAUAAUCCGAGGAUCGGAUGCGGUGAAAGAUGAAGUGAUGAAGAUCACUGGAGGGGUUGGGGUUGGGAGGAUUUGUGAAGCAAGUGGAGCAACUUCCAUGUUUAAUGGAUGCUUCAAGUAUCUUAGGAAGGGCGGACGUGUCUCUGUGCUUGGAAUUCCAAAGCAGCCGUUCCAUAUUGAAAACCCAAUGCAAGAUAUUCUGUUUAAAUCCCUCACAUUAACUACAGUGCAUGGAAGAAGAAUCUUUCAUACCUGGAUUGAAUGCGAAAAAUUGAUUGCUGAAAAAAAGGUUAAUCCCCAGUUGGUGGUUUCCCAUGAGAUCCCCAUGUCCAAAUAUGCUGAAGCAUUCCAAGCUUUAUUUAGUGGCACAGCUGGUAAAAUCGUGAUGGACCCACAGUGUUAAGGUUAGAUUUAAUCAUGAUUCAAAACUCCAGAUUAUUUUUCUGUCUCGUUAUCAAAUGUGUUAUGCAGUGUUUUUUCAAAAAUACCAAAUUGCACCUUAAAGCCAACUAAACGUACUUACAUAGAAUUCAUAUUGUGCCGAUAUUUUAAUAGAAAGAGCUCUUAUGUUACAAGGUAAAUUGUUGUUUGCAGUAUAACUUUUUCCAGUCGUGUUUUAAUUUGUUCAAUAAUACAAGCUUUAAUUGAAA
Molecule: messenger RNA, 1370 nt
Organism: Ciona intestinalis (vase tunicate)
Lineage: Eukaryota; Metazoa; Chordata; Ascidiacea; Phlebobranchia; Cionidae
Source: RefSeq, a predicted model, not a curated record